UAUUCCCCUGUAAUUUUGGCUAGGGCUCCUCAAUUGGCCGCCAAGGAUCUUCAAAAAUUUGGCCACAUUAACACAAGCGAUUUGGAAGCUCAGGUAGCUUAUCUCAUCUUUAAAGCAGAAAGUGUUCUAAGUCCCAUAAAAAAGCCUACUGUAGAAACAGUUGUAGGCGUAUUCUCAGUU
Molecule: messenger RNA, 180 nt
Organism: Racocetra persica
Lineage: Eukaryota; Fungi; Glomeromycota; Glomeromycetes; Diversisporales; Gigasporaceae
Source: the annotation of a GenBank genome assembly